AUGUCGCCCAAGCGCAAAACGCGCAACUUUAAAGGCCUACUUUUAAAAGAGACACCGGCUCCUGAGCCCGUUUAUGAUGAUAGGGCUGCUCCAUUUGCCCGGUUUAUUCGAUCCGAUGACAGUCACAGCAGUCAAGAGAGUCGUAAUGGGCUAGGGGGGCGGUUUGGCCUGAGUGGGCUCGCAACACAGCUGAAUCGACAGCCUGGCGUAUCUCCGCCGCUGUCCAAUGAUGCAAGCACCCCCAUAAGCUCUAGCAUAACAGAGCGGCGGCAUGCGGAUCCGCCUUAUGUACCCUAUGCCAAGCCUCCGGAACGGGAGCACGAUGAUAUUUCCCAACAUAUCAACCGCAUGGAUAUUGGUGCGAAGUCGGAUGUGCACUUGGAUCUCAGCAAUGCAAACUUACGCACCAUUUCUGAACUCGGCGCUGGGAACGGUGGCACUGUGACCAAAGUCGAGCAUAUACCCACGGGCCUCCUCAUGGCGAAGAAGGUGGUCUUUAUUGAUGCACGCCCAGAAAUUCGUAAACAGAUCCUACGUGAACUGCAGAUUUUACACGAGUGCCACUCUGAAUACAUUGUUGGGUUCUAUGGCGCUUGCCUCAGUGAUAUUCAUAUAUACAUGUGCAUGGAGUACAUGGAUGUGGGCUCGUUGGAUGCAAUCUAUACCAAGCACGGGGCCAUUGAAGUGGGAGUGUGCGGGAAAAUUGUGGAGACGGUGGUAAAGGGCCUCUCCUAUCUGUAUGAAUCGUUCCGAAUCAUUCACCGUGAUGUCAAGCCCAGCAAUAUCCUGGUCAAUCGACGAGGACAGAUCAAGCUGUGCGACUUUGGCGUCUCUGGCGAGCUGAUCAACAGCAUUGCCGAUACAUUCGUGGGUACAAGUACGUAUAUGAGUCCCGAACGCAUCCAGGGCGAUCAAUACAGUAUCAAGUCGGAUGUGUGGUCUUUGGGUAUUACUAUCAUUGAGUUGGCCCAUGGCAGCUUUCCAUUUGCGAUUGAUAUGGAGGAUGAUCCUGAUGCGACGACACGUGCAGCGCCCUCCGCGCAGGAUGUGCGCUCUCUCAGCAUUUUGGAACUGCUACAGCACAUUGUAUACGAGCCACCGCCUCAGCUGAAUCCAGAAGGUGGAUUUCCUGCGUCCAUGAUCGAUUUUGUGGGACUUUGUUUACGAAAAGAUCCUGUCACACGUCCCACCCCUAUGGAACUGCGCAUGCACCCCUUUAUCAUAGAGAGUGAGCGUAGUCAUGUGGACUUGGUUGCUUGGCUAUGGAAGUUGGGUUAUCAGUAG
This is a messenger RNA of Malassezia pachydermatis, 1284 nucleotides long. Its product is annotated as pkinase-domain-containing protein. Bases 1 to 1284 code for a protein of 427 amino acids. Gene Ontology annotation, biological process: protein phosphorylation. The record is from RefSeq and is a predicted model, not a curated record. Gene Ontology annotation, molecular function: ATP binding; protein kinase activity. Lineage: Eukaryota; Fungi; Basidiomycota; Malasseziomycetes; Malasseziales; Malasseziaceae. The transcript has a single exon.